Saimiri boliviensis boliviensis (Bolivian squirrel monkey) is the source of this 843-nucleotide messenger RNA. The record is from RefSeq and is a predicted model, not a curated record. Lineage: Eukaryota; Metazoa; Chordata; Mammalia; Primates; Cebidae.
AUGGCUGCUUUUCUGCCUUUUCAUUAUCAUACUAUUGUCCCAGUUGUGAAGAAGGGCCUGGAUACACGGGACGUCGACCACAACGUGUCUCCUGGCUACAAUUUCAGGUUUGCCAAGUACUACAAAGACCUGGCUGGCAACGAGCAGCGCACACUCAUCAAGGCCUAUGGCAUCCGCUUCGACAUCAUCGUGUUUGGGAAGGCAGGGAAAUUUGAUGUCAUCCCUACCAUGAUCAACAUUGGCUCUGGCCUGGCGCUGCUGGGCAUGGCGACCGUGCUGUGUGACAUCAUAGUCCUCUACUGCAUGAAGAAAAGAUUGUACUAUCGGGAGAAGAAAUAUAAGUAUGUGGAAGAUUACGAGCAGGGCCUUGCUAGUGAGUUGGACCAGUGAUGCCUACCCCAUCAAAGAACAGAGAGGAGGAGGGAGAAAUGGCUGUCACAUCACCCCAGAGAAAGUUCUGGAAUCUGAUCGAGUCUGCGCUCCACAAGUACUCAGGGUUGCCCACAGCUCCUGUGUGUCAUGUGCAGGAUCUGUUUGCCCACACAGCCCAGUAGCUCCCGGGUCUGUUCUUGGCUGGGUCAACUCUGUGGUUCUUGCAGCCUGGGGUUAUGGGUGAGCGCUGGCCCGAGGCAGUGGCACUGCUAUGGCUUUCCGGGCAGGAGCUGGCUUUGCCUCUAGCUCCCUACAGAACAGGCCCAGUCCUCCGAGGCACCGCGGCUCUGUUCAAGCACUUUAUGUGGCAGAGGAGGCCACCUGGUUGCUGACACUAGACCUGCAGCAGGCCUGGGCUACAAGGCUGCCCCUGACAUUCCCUGCAGUCAGGAGGCAGAGCGGGCAUUACUC